Molecule: messenger RNA, 957 nt
Organism: Tauraco erythrolophus (red-crested turaco)
Lineage: Eukaryota; Metazoa; Chordata; Aves; Musophagiformes; Musophagidae
Source: RefSeq, a predicted model, not a curated record
CCUUCUGUGCCACUGCAGGUCCCGGAGGACUUCAUCUCUCGGGAGCUCUUUGACACCAUCCAGGUGUACGUCAUCACGAAGCCCGAGCUGCAGAACAAGCUGAUCACCGUGACGGCCAUGGAGAAGAAGCUGAUAGGCUGCCCUGUGUGUAUUGAGCACAAGAAGUACAGCCGAAACGCUCUGCUCUUCAACCUAGGCUUCGUGUGCGAUGCCAGAGCCAAGGCCUGCGCACUGGAGCCCAUAGUGAAGAAGUUGGCUGGCUACCUCACCACCCUCGAGCUGGAAAGCGGCUUCAUCUCCAAUGAGGAGAGUAAACAGAAGCUGGUUCCCAUCAUGACCAUCCUGCUGGAGGAGCUGAACGCCAAAGGAAAGUGCACUCUGCCCAUAGAUGAGUCGAACACCAUCCACUUGAAGGUGAUCGAGCAGCGCCCAGACCCCCCUAUUGUGCAGGAGUACGACGUCCCUGUCUUCACCCAAGACAAGGAUGACUUCUUCAACUCCCAGUGGGAUCUCACCACGCAGCAGAUCCUGCCCUACAUUGAUGGCUUUCGGCACGUCCAGAAGAUUUCCGCAGAAGCCGACGUGGAGCUGAACUUGGUGCGCAUUGCUGUGCAAAACCUGCUGUACUACGGGGUCGUCACGCUCGUCUCCAUACUCCAGUACUCCAACGUCUACUGCACCACGCCGAAGGUCCAGGACCUGGUGGAUGACAAGUGUCUCCAGGAAGAGUGUCUGUCCUACGUCACCAAACAAGGGCACAAGCGAGCCAGCCUCAGGGACGUCUUCCAGCUGUACUGUGGGCUGAGCCCUGGCACGACGGUGCGAGACCUCAUCUCCCGCUACACCGUGCAGCUCCAGAGGGUGGACGAGAGGAGGCUCAUCCAGUUUGGCCUGAUGAAGGGCCUUAUCCGGCGGCUCCAGAAAUACCCCGUCAAGGUUGCCCGGGACGAGCGGUAG